This is a messenger RNA of Oryza sativa Japonica Group (Japanese rice), 1134 nucleotides long. Its product is annotated as transcription factor TCP7. Gene Ontology annotation, cellular component: nucleus. The record is from RefSeq and is a predicted model, not a curated record. Gene Ontology annotation, molecular function: sequence-specific DNA binding; DNA-binding transcription factor activity. NCBI's taxonomy places the organism in Eukaryota, Viridiplantae, Streptophyta, Magnoliopsida, Poales, Poaceae.
CCAUCACCUCAAAACCUCUCAAACCCCACAGGCACCGGACCACCACCACCAUUGGCACCACCUCGCAUCACACUCUCUCGCUCGCCAUGAGCUCCCGCGACGCCGCCGCCACGUUCCAUGUCUACCAGCCCGUGCAGAUCCCGACGGCCACGGUGGCGCCCGCUGCGGCAGUGUCGGCGGCGCCGGCAGAGGCCGUCGCCCAGCUGGUCCCGGCGCCGAGCAAGAAGGCGGCCGGCGCGGCGGGUGGGAAGGACCGGCACAGCAAGGUGAACGGGCGCGGGCGGCGCGUGCGGAUGCCGAUCGUGUGCGCGGCGCGGGUGUUCCAGCUCACGCGGGAGCUGGGGCUCAAGUCCGACGGCCAGACCAUCGAGUGGCUGCUCCGCCAGGCCGAGCCGUCCAUCCUCGCCGCCACGGGGACCGGCACCACCCCGGCCGCCUUCGUCUCCUCCUCCGCGCCGUCCACCUCCUCCUCGCACCAGCACACCCUCCUCGGCAAGCGCCAGCGCCAGGAGUCCGCCGCCGCCGACGCCGUCUCCGUCGCCGGCGCCGCGUCCGCGUUCUGGGCGGCGCUGCCCGCACCAGGCCGGCCCGACGCCUGGGGCUUCUCCCCGCUGGACGCGCAGCCGACGUACGUGCCGAUGGCGCAGGCGCACCACCACCACCUCAACCUCCUCGCCGCGCUCUCCGGCGCCGCCAGGCGCGCCGAGGAGGAGUCCCGGUGAAUCACGCACAGCAGCAUGCAUCUUCCGAGCUCUGACACGUCUUUCGCUCAAUUCACCGACGCGUACUGCACUGGCGUCCGUACGCCUUGUUCUUGGGACAGUUCUUGAUUGGAGUGUGCUUCUUCUCUCUACCCCGUGGAUCGAUCGUUUUGCCUUCUUCCUGUGCGGUUCAUCAAUUGCUCAAGAUGAAAUUAAUUGUUGCUGUGGUGUUUAAGCUCAAAACUGUAAAUACGAGUCCUUAGAUCUCAUCUUACUCCUACAAAUUCCAGCGCCGCAUGUGUUUGUGUGUUUGCCACUUGUUUCCAGCUCUUGUGCUAUGAUUCCAUGGAACUUGUUUCAGUUUAGCUUCAUCUACAUCGUUGUCAGACCAAAUCAUUUGACAGUUACAGAAACAUGUUGCAUUGAGCUGCUA